CGUCCAACGAGUAACGUCCAACAUCCGACGUCCAACGUCCGAAGUACCACACCAGAUCUCCGAAAUGGCAACCGUUGCUUCUGCUGCUGCAGCGAAGUUUAGGCUCGUCUUCUUCGCGCCCGUACCCGCUCUCGAAACUUGCAAGGCCGCUAUCUUCGCUGCUGGCGCAGGUCGCUAUCCUGGGGGAAAAUACACCGAAUGCUGCUGGACCGUUCUGGGUAACGGGCAGUUCCACCCUGGAGAUACAGCGAAUCCACACAUUGGAAGCGUGGGCAAACUGGAACACACGGAGGAGGCCAGGGUGGAAGUGAUAUGCUUUGGCGAAAAUAUUGCUAGGGAGGCGGUCGCCGCGCUGAAGACUGCCCGUCCAUACGAGGAGCCUUCAUAUGGUGUGUAUAAGUUGGAAGAUUUCUGAAUUCAUGAAUCGCAUCUUUUUCCCCCGGGAGGCUAUAGUCGCAGUUGGGAGGAAAUCAGACGUUUUACAACGCGUCGGCUAUCCGUAGAUCACGUGACGACUUGAAAGGUUUCACUUUUACGUGGCCUUUCCGAUUGUAUCACUUGGCUGGAAGUAAUAAGGCAGCUGCAGUAGUAAAUUCAAUAGAUAACUUUCCUG
Molecule: messenger RNA, 613 nt
Organism: Mollisia scopiformis
Lineage: Eukaryota; Fungi; Ascomycota; Leotiomycetes; Helotiales; Mollisiaceae
Product: structural toxin protein RtxA
Exons: 2
Coding region: 65-415 (116 amino acids)
Source: RefSeq, a predicted model, not a curated record